AUGCAGAUCAUUGCAACAAGGUCACCAAUGGUGAUGAAAUCAUAUAAUACUUGUCAACAUCAGUUAAACAACAAUUUCAAUAUUCAGUCUGAAUCAAAAUGUUCCACAUGUUCAAAUAGAAAACUUUUAAUUCUACCUAAUCAAAACAAUAAUGAUCAUAAUAGUUAUGUAUAUGAUUGUUGUGAAUUAAAACACAAUCCUUUUCAAUCUAUCAUCAAUUCAAUUUAUGAUAGUAAUAAUACUAAUUGUACAAUAACAUCAUUUCUUCAAAAUGAUAAUCAUAAUCAUAAUAAUAAUCGUGAUCAGAAAACAUUCAAUUCAAAUCAAACUUCUUUAUUGAAUUCAAUUUAUACAAAUGAGAUUUGUUUAAAUGAAUUCAGAUAUCAUACGAAAAUGUAUCCAAUUCAAAGAUCAUAUGAUACAUUCCGUCAUAAUUGUAUGUUAUACUCUAAUACAAUCAAUGAAAAUAUCCAUCUAUUUAUUAAACAACACCAACGACAACAACAAGAGAAUUGUAUUCAUUGUAUAUUGAAAUGUGACAAUUCAGUUUUAGCGCCUAAAUUAAAUGAAAUUAUUUCUUAUUAUUAUUAUGAUAAUAAUAAUAAGAGUAAUAACAGAAAUGAAUGCCAAUACUAUCUAUUAGAUAGAAUGAAUAGAAUGUGUAAAUAUAAUCAUUUCAAUGAAUAA
Schistosoma haematobium is the source of this 687-nucleotide messenger RNA. RefSeq lists its product as uncharacterized. NCBI's taxonomy places the organism in Eukaryota, Metazoa, Platyhelminthes, Trematoda, Strigeidida, Schistosomatidae. The record is from RefSeq and is a predicted model, not a curated record. The transcript is spliced from 3 exons. Bases 1 to 687 code for a protein of 228 amino acids.